This is a messenger RNA of Saccharomyces cerevisiae S288C, 2979 nucleotides long. It is a transcript of the gene VPS41, whose product is annotated as Vps41p. The transcript has a single exon. Gene Ontology annotation, biological process: vesicle-mediated transport; intracellular protein transport; endosomal vesicle fusion. Lineage: Eukaryota; Fungi; Ascomycota; Saccharomycetes; Saccharomycetales; Saccharomycetaceae. The coding region runs from base 1 to 2979 and encodes 992 amino acids. The record is from RefSeq and is marked reviewed. Gene Ontology annotation, cellular component: vacuole; bounding membrane of organelle.
AUGACUACAGAUAAUCAUCAGAAUGAUUCUGUUUUGGAUCAACAAUCAGGCGAACGAACAAUUGAUGAGAGUAAUUCCAUCUCUGACGAGAAUAAUGUUGAUAAUAAGAGGGAAGACGUUAAUGUAACUUCACCAACAAAAAGUGUUAGUUGCAUAUCACAAGCGGAAAAUGGAGUAGCUUCUCGAACAGAUGAGAGUACAAUAACAGGAAGUGCGACGGAUGCAGAAACAGGUGAUGAUGAUGAUGAUGAUGAUGAUGACGAUGAUGAAGAUGAGGAUGACGAAGAUGAGCCCCCCUUAUUGAAGUACACACGAAUUAGUCAACUCCCGAAGAACUUUUUUCAACGAGACUCGAUCUCUUCAUGUUUAUUUGGUGAUACUUUUUUUGCAUUUGGUACACACUCAGGCAUUCUACACUUAACUACAUGCGCGUUCGAACCCAUUAAAACCAUCAAAUGCCAUAGAUCUUCGAUACUUUGUAUUAACACUGACGGAAAAUAUUUUGCUACGGGAUCUAUUGACGGGACAGUGAUUAUCGGAUCGAUGGAUGAUCCACAAAACAUUACACAAUACGAUUUCAAAAGACCUAUAAACUCUGUAGCGUUGCACUCAAAUUUUCAAGCAUCCAGAAUGUUUGUUUCUGGUGGAAUGGCUGGCGACGUUGUACUAUCUCAGAGAAAUUGGCUAGGAAAUAGAAUCGACAUCGUUUUAAACAAGAAGAAAAAGAAAAAAACAAGAAAAGAUGACCUAUCCUCUGAUAUGAAGGGCCCUAUCAUGGGAAUUUAUACUAUGGGUGACCUUAUAUUAUGGAUGGAUGAUGAUGGAAUAACAUUUUGCGAUGUUCCUACAAGAUCACAGCUUUUGAAUAUUCCAUUCCCCUCCAGAAUUUUUAACGUACAGGAUGUAAGGCCAGAUCUAUUUAGACCCCAUGUUCAUUUUUUAGAAAGUGAUCGUGUCGUUAUCGGAUGGGGAUCUAAUAUUUGGCUAUUUAAAGUUUCCUUUACCAAGGAUUCAAAUUCGAUCAAAUCCGGUGACUCUAAUUCUCAAAGUAAUAAUAUGAGUCAUUUUAACCCUACGACAAACAUCGGAUCUCUCUUGUCUAGUGCUGCAUCGAGUUUUAGAGGGACACCUGAUAAGAAAGUUGAAUUAGAAUGCCAUUUUACUGUGUCAAUGUUGAUUACAGGGCUUGCAUCGUUUAAGGAUGAUCAGUUAUUAUGCCUAGGUUUUGAUAUAGAUAUUGAAGAGGAAGCAACCAUAGAUGAAGAUAUGAAGGAGGGGAAGAAUUUUAGCAAGCGGCCAGAAAACUUAUUAGCCAAAGGGAAUGCUCCAGAAUUAAAAAUUGUUGAUCUUUUUAAUGGUGAUGAAAUCUAUAAUGAUGAAGUUAUCAUGAAAAACUAUGAAAAAUUGUCUAUAAAUGAUUAUCACCUCGGUAAACAUAUAGAUAAAACAACACCAGAAUACUAUUUGAUAAGUUCCAACGAUGCCAUCAGGGUUCAAGAGUUAUCAUUGAAGGAUCAUUUCGAUUGGUUUAUGGAAAGAAAGCAAUAUUAUAAAGCUUGGAAAAUCGGUAAAUAUGUAAUUGGAUCAGAAGAGAGGUUUAGUAUAGGGUUGAAAUUCCUCAACUCUUUAGUAACUAAAAAAGAUUGGGGUACAUUAGUGGACCACUUAAAUAUUAUUUUCGAAGAAACUUUAAACUCAUUGGAUUCCAACUCAUAUGAUGUCACUCAAAACGUGCUGAAAGAAUGGGCAGAUAUAAUAGAGAUUUUGAUUACAUCAGGAAAUAUUGUAGAAAUUGCGCCUUUGAUUCCCAAGAAACCUGCCUUAAGAAAGUCGGUAUAUGACGAUGUAUUACAUUACUUUUUGGCCAAUGACAUGAUCAAUAAGUUUCAUGAGUAUAUUACUAAGUGGGAUUUAAAGCUUUUUUCUGUGGAAGAUUUCGAAGAAGAGCUAGAAACAAGAAUAGAGGCUGCUAGUGAACCUACAGCUUCAUCGAAGGAAGAAGGGUCUAAUAUUACCUAUAGAACUGAGUUGGUGCAUUUAUAUUUGAAAGAGAAUAAAUAUACCAAGGCUAUACCGCACCUUUUGAAAGCUAAGGACUUAAGAGCUUUAACUAUUAUAAAAAUACAAAAUUUAUUGCCGCAGUAUCUAGACCAGAUAGUUGAUAUCAUUCUUUUACCAUAUAAGGGUGAAAUUUCCCAUAUUUCCAAACUAUCAAUAUUUGAAAUUCAAACAAUUUUUAACAAACCAAUAGACCUGUUGUUUGAAAAUAGACACACCAUAUCAGUCGCUAGAAUAUACGAAAUAUUUGAACAUGAUUGUCCAAAAAGUUUCAAAAAGAUUUUAUUUUGUUAUUUAAUAAAAUUUUUAGAUACGGACGACUCGUUCAUGAUAAGUCCUUAUGAAAAUCAACUAAUUGAACUUUAUUCUGAAUACGACCGACAAAGCCUUCUGCCUUUUCUGCAAAAGCACAAUAACUAUAAUGUAGAGAGUGCCAUCGAAGUCUGUUCAUCGAAACUUGGUUUAUAUAAUGAACUGAUCUAUUUGUGGGGGAAAAUCGGUGAAACGAAGAAAGCAUUGUCUUUGAUUAUUGACGAGUUAAAAAACCCGCAAUUAGCUAUAGAUUUUGUUAAAAACUGGGGUGAUUCAGAACUUUGGGAAUUCAUGAUUAACUAUAGUCUUGACAAACCUAAUUUUACUAAAGCCAUUUUAACAUGUUCUGAUGAGACCAGCGAAAUUUACCUAAAAGUGAUCAGAGGUAUGUCCGAUGAUCUGCAAAUUGACAACCUGCAGGAUAUUAUUAAACAUAUCGUUCAAGAAAAUUCAUUAAGCUUGGAAGUUAGAGAUAAUAUUUUGGUUAUCAUUAAUGAUGAAACGAAAAAAUUUGCCAAUGAAUUCCUGAAAAUAAGAAGUCAAGGUAAAUUGUUUCAAGUAGACGAAAGCGAUAUUGAAAUUAAUGACGACUUAAAUGGUGUUUUAUAA